AAGUUGGCCAGAAAUAAUGGUCAAGCCAAGGUGCGUUUACCCGAUGAAGAAGAUGAAAAUGAAAUUAUUUUCGGUGGUGACGACGAGAUUGAUGUUGUCAAGCCUAAAUAUGCUGGUGUUGUUGUUGCCAUUCUUGAACGUGCUCAGAAUCAAGUGUUUUCAGGUACAUUAACCUUGAUGAGACCAAACAAUAAGCGUGCUGCUUUACAACAACAAGAGGAAGAAGAGACAGGUACCAAAAAGGAAACACCUCGCAUUGUCUGGUUCAAAGCUACAGAUAAGCGUGUGCCUUUGAUUGCUAUUCCUAUUGAACAAGUGCCUCAAGACUUUGUUGAAAACAACGAGGAAUACAAGAAUCGCUUGUUUGUUGGUUCUAUUAAGCGUUGGCCCAUUACCUCACUGCAUCCUUUUGGUACUUUGGAAAAAGAAUUGGGUGCUAUCACUGAUUUGGAUGUACAGAUCAAGGCUAUUUUGGCUGAUUCCAACGUGACACAUACUCCCUUUACCGAGGCUGUCAUGGAAUGCGUUCCUCCUAGUCCAUUUCAGUUUACUCCACCUGAAGACGGCACUCGUCGUGAUCUGACUUUAGAUCCAGAACAUCGUAUGAUCACCAUUGAUCCAGUAGGAAGCACUAUUUUUGAAGAUGGUCUAUCUAUUAUUCGUUUGGGUGAUGAUACUUAUGAAGUGGGUGUACAUGUUGCUGAUAUUGCCUACUUUAUCAAGCCGCAUUCUCCUUUGGACAAAGAAGCUAGAGCAAGAGCAGUGAGUGUUACUCUUGAUCAAAAAACUGUACCAAUGAUCCCCGACGAAUUAUCUGAAGUUGCCAACUUUUCUUUAAACCAACUCAAACCUGCUUUCUCUAUUAUUUGGAAACUCAACUCAGAUGGUAUGCUUCUUGAUACUUGGUUUGGAAAGACAGUUGUCAAAUCAAGUGCUCAGUUGACCUAUGAGGAUGCACAAGCUAUUGUUGAAGGCAACAAUGAUGAUAGAUACAGUCAAGAAAUCAACAACGAUGUCCGCAUGCUAUACAGCCUUGCCAAAACCCUUCAUACAUCUCGUUAUACCAAAGACGCCAUGUCUUUAGCUAGACAAGGCUUAGUUUUUGAUGACCCCAACCAACCUACUCAAGUUACCAUUACUGACGCAAAAUCUGAUAUUACUAAGAUUGUCAAGGAGUUUUCCUUCUUGGCCAACAAAUGCGUCGCUCAAAAGAUAUCUAGUCAAUACCCAGAACAAGCAUUAUUGCGUCGUCAAGCACCUCCUAAUAGCAGAAAGAUUAAUGAGUUGAAGGAUUAUGCUUCACGCUAUUUAGGUAUUGAGCUGAAUAUUACCAAUGCGUCCACUAUUCAGAAAUCAAUUCAAGAAAUUCAAGAUGAAGAAUUGCGUCAACUUGUGUCCAUCUUGGUUCUCAAGACAAUGCAACCACCCAAGUACUUUUGUACUGGUACAUUUGACAUUACCAAAUAUUUCCAUUUUGCUGCUGGUGUUCCUCUCUUUACGCACUUCACUUCACCUCUUCGUCGAUAUGCUGAUAUCAUUGUUCAUCGUCAGUUGGAAUAUGCAUUAAAUGGGGAAAAACAUUUCUUCUUGGACCGUGAUACAGUCCAAAAACUAGCUCAACAUUGUAAUGUAAAGAAGGAAGCUAGUUUAGCCGCACGCGAACAGGGCAAGUUAUUAUCACUUGCUUUAUAUCUUGUUCACAAGCAAGACUGCAUGCAACCACAACAAGCAGUGACUACAGCCACUCCAUUGACAACCACAGUCUAUAGCGAAGCACGAGUGAUUGCUGUGAAUGAAGAUUACUUCGAUGUUUCUUUACCUGAAUUCGGUAUGGAAAGACGUAUUCACUUGGCCAACUUGCCCUUAUCCAGACAUAAAUACAACCCUGUUGAGCGAGCAUUGACCAUGUUCUGGAAAGAAGGUGUGGUUCCUUCUACUGGUUUGCAACAACAAUGGAGUCUUUCUGACGAUGAAUAUGAAGAAGAAGAAUUAUUGAAUUCAUUUCCUGAAGCGUCUCAAUCUACUCCACUGACAAAGACAACUGACAGUGAUGUUGAUAAGAAACAAUUUGAAGCUAUUGCCUUGGCAGCUUCUAAAGCUGGCAUUGUCCCUGGUCCUACUACCUCAACACCUGGAAAGAAGUCUGCUUCCAAGAGAGCCUCUAUCAUCAGUUCUCGUUUAUCAGCAAGCACAGGCUAUAGUUCGGAACAAUCAUCUCAAACAAUUAAGGCCUUGGAUAAGGUCAGAGUUAUGCUUACGAUUGAAAUGGUCAGAACUCCUCCUUUAAUCAGAGUAUUUGCUGCUAAUCCUUAUGCUUAA
Messenger RNA from Gilbertella persicaria, 2319 nucleotides. RefSeq lists its product as uncharacterized. NCBI's taxonomy places the organism in Eukaryota, Fungi, Mucoromycota, Mucoromycetes, Mucorales, Choanephoraceae. Gene Ontology annotation, cellular component: exosome (RNase complex); P-body. Gene Ontology annotation, biological process: mRNA catabolic process. The record is from RefSeq and is a predicted model, not a curated record. The transcript is spliced from 5 exons. Gene Ontology annotation, molecular function: 3'-5'-RNA exonuclease activity; RNA binding. The annotation marks the transcript as partial.